Daucus carota subsp. sativus is the source of this 729-nucleotide messenger RNA. RefSeq names its product small ribosomal subunit protein eS24z. The transcript is spliced from 5 exons. Gene Ontology annotation, cellular component: ribosome. The record is from RefSeq and is a predicted model, not a curated record. Gene Ontology annotation, biological process: translation. Lineage: Eukaryota; Viridiplantae; Streptophyta; Magnoliopsida; Apiales; Apiaceae. Gene Ontology annotation, molecular function: structural constituent of ribosome. Bases 120 to 542 code for a protein of 140 amino acids.
ACUCCACUGAUAAAUCAGUAGCUUAGCAUCUUAUCAUUAUAAAUAUAUAUAUACGUGCAUGCAUUUAUUUGCAGGCAUUUGAACUAGUAACAUAACAUAGAAUUAUCAUAUUAUCAAAAAUGCCAAUUGGGGAGAGGCAAUCGGCCUUUACUAUUCGAACCAGGAAGUUUAUGACCAACAGGCUUCUCUCCAGAAAACAAUUUGUUGUUGAUGUUAUUCAUCCGGGACGUCCUAAUAUUCCCAAGGGGGAACUGAAGCAAAGGAUUGCCACAAUGUAUGAUGUGAGGGAUCCAAAUAGCAUUAUUGUGUUCAAUUUCAGAAACCAUUUUGGAGGGGGGAAAUCAACUGGCUUUGGUUUGAUCUAUGACUCUGUGGAGAAUGCAAAGAAAUUUGAGCCAAAAUAUCGACUCAUCAGACAUGGCCUGCUUACUAAGAAGGACAAAUCAAGGAAGCAGCUCAAGGAGAGGAAGAACAGAGCCAAGAAACUCAGGGGUGUAAAGAAGAGCAAGGCUGACAAUAAGAAGACUGGCAAGAGGAGAUGAGUUUUGAAAUCUGUUUGUGCUCCCAGAAUCCAAUCCACAACCUUGUCUCAUCAUAGUUCUGAAUAAUAAUGGAUUGUAUUUGUUUUUAGUUACUUAUGUACUGUGUUUACUUUCCUUAGUGCAUUAGAAUAAAUUUACUUCUUAUCAGUGGAAUUGAUGACAUUAGUUAUGCUGAUAUUGAACAAAA